AUGUUUCUUCCACCGCUGAUCCAAGAGAAGCGGGAGGACGAAUUUAUUAAGUUGAGACAGGGAACUCUUAGCGUGGCUGAGUAUGAAGGGAAAUUUACUAAACUUUCUAAGUACGCUUCAGAGUUGGUGGUUAAUGAGCGGAAAAGGAUUAGACAUUUUGUGCAAGGGCUUAAUGUGGAGAUUCAAGAGGGGUUGGCAGCAGUCCAAAUCUCUAUGUUCACUGAAGCCUUAGAGAAAGUGCAAAGGGUUGAAAGUGCAAGGUUGCAAGUUAGGGAUUUCCAUACUAAGAAAAGGAAUUUUCCUAGUUACUCCUCUGGACAAGCUAGUAAAAGUGCUCCACCUCCCAAGAUGGGAAGAGGAACGGGAGGAGUAAGGACCGCUGGAGCUCCAAGAGGGGCUUUAUCAAAAGGAGGUCGUAGUGGACAAGGUCAAGCGAGAGAAGUACCUUCUAGUGGUCCGGCCGUAAUUUCUCAAAUUAGUUGUGGCUACUGUGGCAAGCCAAAUCACUCGGAGAAUGAUUGUUGGAGGAAAUCGGGAAAGUACCUGUAUUGCGGUAGUGCCGAGCACCAACUCGCAAGUUGUCCGAAUGCGCCAAAAGUAGGAGGUAGUGCUGGAGGAAGUCGACCUAGAGUACCGGCUAGGGUUUAUGCACUGGAUCAUCAACAAGUUCCUGAUUCUACUGAGGUGGUCGAAAGUACAAUUCAUGUUUUCCACUGUUUAGUUAAGGUUUUAAUUGAUCCGGGUGUGACGCAUUCUUUUGUCAACCCUAAUUUUAUGAGUGGAAUAGAUGUGAAGCCAAUUAAAUUACCUUAUGAUUUAGAGGUUAGAACACCUAUUGGGGAUCAAAAUUUAAUAGCUAACUUGGUAUAUAGGGAUUAUGAGAUAUGGGUUGGAGAACGGAAAUUACUGGCCGAUUUAAUGGGCUUAGCGAUUAAAGGAUAUGAUGUUAUUUUAGGAAUGGAUUGGUUAGCUCGCUACAAUACACAGUUGAAUUGUAAGACAAAAAUGGUAGAGUUGUGCAUUCUAGGAAAGGCAACCCUAAAAUUGGAUGUAUGGGGUAGAUUAGCCUCAUCUGCUCUUAUUUCAGGAACUCAAGCUAGAAAGAUGUUGAGUAAGGGAGUUUAA
Coffea eugenioides is the source of this 1125-nucleotide messenger RNA. RefSeq lists its product as uncharacterized. The transcript has a single exon. NCBI's taxonomy places the organism in Eukaryota, Viridiplantae, Streptophyta, Magnoliopsida, Gentianales, Rubiaceae. Bases 1 to 1125 code for a protein of 374 amino acids. Gene Ontology annotation, molecular function: zinc ion binding; nucleic acid binding. The record is from RefSeq and is a predicted model, not a curated record.